CCCGAUCUACACCGGCGGGAUUUGACCCUGUCCUUCUUCACCGUUGGUCGUGUAUGGAGGGGCAAAAUGCAUCAGAUGCCCCAGAAGAGGCAUUAGCAAGUAUGCCGUCCUAAUUAGAUGCAUUGCGCAGCCCGUUCGUCCACAUUAGCCGCUCACGACAUGGACGGGGGCGAAGACGGUGAACGGUGCGGUGAACGGUGCGGUGAACGGUUGAUGGAUGAAGUCAGGGGCUGCCGGAUCAUUCGAUUGCGGCUGUCAGAUUCCCCGGAAAUCUCAGCGAGAUGCUCACUUUUUUCCUUGCUUUUUCCUUCCAGUUCCCCUUGGCGAUGCUCCCGCCAUCUUCCCGCUUUGCUGACAGUGGAAAUUUGCUUUGCUUUGCUCGCGUGCCUGUCAGGCGGGUUCGUGGCUCAUAGAACUAGUGGUAGAAAUCUCGUUGAACUGCAGCCCAGCCUUGCGUGCAUGCAGUCGUGGAGAUUAAUUACGCGAACGCCUCUCUGGCCACACGUGGGGGAGGCCGGGUCAAUAAGACUGCAUCCGCGAGGCGUUUUACACGGCCACAGGAUAAACGGCGGUGGAGAGAAAAUGGAAGCGGUCUGGAUUUUUCAAGUGCAUUCUCCACGCGAAGCGCGCGGGUUCUAUCACAUCCGUCCCCUAUCCCACGUCAGUAAUUAGGAAGGUAGUGUAGCUAAUGUAGGUAGGUCGUAGCGGAAUCCGAAAUGGCAUUCCCCCGUGAGAGAGAGUGUGACGCGAGACCUGAGGGGCACGUUGAGGUCGGACGAGCCAAGACCGCGGUCGGUGGGUUGCAGCGCAACUUUGAGUCGGGGGGGUUCGGGUCCAGAGCUGGCGCCCGGCGGAGCAGCAGAUGACCUGGCUGUAAUUAAACGAGAUAAGAUACGUGGAGUUUGAAGUCACUGACUCUACCCUAUACUGGAUAUAUGGUCGGUUGGGCAGAUACUUUCAAGUCAUUUACAUACCUGAGCUUGAGUUGGUGACACUACCUAUUCAUAUAGUAAGAGUAA
Ilyonectria robusta is the source of this 1019-nucleotide messenger RNA. RefSeq lists its product as uncharacterized. The transcript has a single exon. Lineage: Eukaryota; Fungi; Ascomycota; Sordariomycetes; Hypocreales; Nectriaceae. The record is from RefSeq and is a predicted model, not a curated record. Bases 118 to 672 code for a protein of 184 amino acids.